AUGUUCUUCAUUUCACUGUAUCUUGUGGCAAUUGCCCAAGGUGGCCACAAGCCCUGUGUUCAAGCUUUCGGGGCAGACCAGUUUGAUGCAGAUGAUCCAGUAGAACGUAAAGCCAAGAGCUCAUUCUUCAACUGGUGGUAUUUUGGAAUGUGUGCUGGCCCUACAGUCGGAAUCUUUGUUCUUAGCUACAUUCAAGAUAACCUUAGUUGGGCUCUUGGAUUUGGGAUUCCUUGCAUAAUCAUGGCUUUUGCCCUCAUCGUAUUCUUGAUUGGAACCAUAAAUUACCGAUUUGCAGCAAAAACCGAGGAGAAAAAUGAGGAAGCUUUUGGAAUCUUUGAUCAUCAACGUUCUAAACAAUUCAGAUUUCUCGACAGAGCUUUGUUUAAGGGAUCGAAUGAAGAUGGAACUGUUUGUAAUAUUGACGAAGUGGAAGAAGCAAAGGCAAUUCUUAGACUAGUUCCAAUAUGGGUUAGUUGUUUAGGGUAUGCAAUUGUACUAGCUCAAACUUCAACAUUAUUUACAAAACAAGGAACCACCAUGGACAGGUCAAUCGGGUCAAAUUUCAAGAUUCCAGCAGCCACGCUACAAUCAUUCAUCGGUCUCUCGGUUAUAAUUCUAAUUCCCAUUUAUGACAUCAUCUUGGUUCCUCUUACACGAUCCAUUACAAGGAAACCAUCAGGUAUAACCAUGCUUCAGAGAAUCGGAAUCGGAAUCCUCAUUUCCAUUGUUUCAAUGGUGGUUGCAGCAGUCGUUGAGACAAAAAGACUCGAAACUGCUCGUGAGUAUGGAUUAUUAGAUGAUCCAAAUGCAACGAUUCCAAUGAAGAUAUGGUGGUUAUUGCCUCAAUACCUAUUGGCUGGAGCUGGUGAUGUUUUUACCAUGGUGGGUAUACAGGAAUUCUUCUAUGACCAAGUGCCAAGUGAUCUUAAGAGCAUGGGCCUCGCACUUUACCUGAGUAUCAUAGGGAUUGGUAGCUUCUUAAGCAGCUUUCUGAUCUCGAUUGUUGGGAAAAUGACAGGUGGAAAUGGUGAAGAUGGUUGGAUAUCUGAUAAUGUGAAUCGAGGGCAUAUUGAUUACUUUUACUAUCUUCUUGCGGGAAUUAGUGUGGGGGCGUUUAUGAUGUACAUUUAUGUCGCAAGAUCUUAUGUUUAUACUCGAGAAAGAGGCUUGUGAUGUUGCUGAAUUAAGUGCUUUGGGUUUAGAUUU
Lactuca virosa is the source of this 1206-nucleotide messenger RNA. The record is from the annotation of a GenBank genome assembly. NCBI's taxonomy places the organism in Eukaryota, Viridiplantae, Streptophyta, Magnoliopsida, Asterales, Asteraceae.